Messenger RNA from Impatiens glandulifera, 3585 nucleotides. RefSeq names its product protein transport protein Sec24-like At3g07100. The coding region runs from base 276 to 3245 and encodes 989 amino acids. NCBI's taxonomy places the organism in Eukaryota, Viridiplantae, Streptophyta, Magnoliopsida, Ericales, Balsaminaceae. Gene Ontology annotation, cellular component: endoplasmic reticulum exit site; COPII vesicle coat. The transcript is spliced from 13 exons. The record is from RefSeq and is a predicted model, not a curated record. Gene Ontology annotation, molecular function: zinc ion binding; SNARE binding. Gene Ontology annotation, biological process: endoplasmic reticulum to Golgi vesicle-mediated transport; intracellular protein transport; COPII-coated vesicle cargo loading.
UCUAUCAAAUCUCAAAACUUUUGCGUCUGGAUCUCCAUCAAAAGAUUGCUUCAAUUCAAGGAAAUUUCAACUCUUUAACCUAUCUCGUUUGGCGUUCUGUUGCAGUUUAAUCGUAUCAGGACAAUCUUCUCUAUAAAAGCAUACAUUUCCUGUUCGUUCACCCGCUGAGUGUACCUCCAAGUAUCGCAUCGGGGGUUCAGCGGCAGCGUUGCGCAAUUUUGAUCCCGGAGCUUUUCAUGGAAGAAUAGACCUCACAAAGAAAUAAAACGUAAAGUAUGGAGUCAAUGGGAGCCGAAAAUCCUAACCGAGGUAACUUUUCACAAAGACCUGUUUCUUCAGCACCUCCCAUUCCCCAAGCCUUCAUGCCUUCAUUAUCACCUGGACCUGGAGCUUCUGUUAGACAUGAUCCAUCCGGUUCUCAAGCUGCACCACCAGGAGGUAUAUACAAUAACCCAUCAAUGCCAUAUGGAAAUCCAAGGCCUGCAGGAUUUCCCUUCCAGCGGUUUCCAUCUCCACAAUUUCCUCCAAUAGCUCAAGCAUCGCCACCAAAUACUCAGCCUACACCUCCACCAGGUCCUUUUCAUCAUCAACCUCAACAUCAGCCUCAGGCACCGUUUAUGCCAAGGAGCUCUACCCCCCCAAUCGCAAGUAUCCCUCCUUCAAAUUUGCCUUUCUCUGGUCCUUGGACAACAUCACAACCAACAAGACCACCUUUUCCUGGAUACACCUCCAAUGAACCUACUAACAUGGUUGCUCCCACUCUACAAUCAUCCGCUCCUUAUCAAGGAGGUUUUGUACCCAACCGUCCACCAGUGACUUCUGCUCCCUUUCUUUCAUAUCAAGGAGGCCAAAUUGGUCCUCCACCAAUUGCUACUUCAUCAGGGCCUUACCCACAAAUGCAUCAACAACCCUUUGGGCCUCCUAUGGGGACUGCCCAGGGCUUGGCAGAUGAUUUCAACUCUCUUACCAUUGGCUCUGUUGCUGGAUCACUUGAUCCAGGUAUUGAUACCAAGUCAUUUCCCAGGCCAUUGGAUUGUGAUGUGGAACCAAAGGCAUUUGCUGAAACGUAUCCCAUGAACUGUCCUUCUCGAUAUCUGAGGCUUUCAACCAAUUGUGUACCAACUUCUCAAUCCUUGUUGUCAAGAUGGCAUUUACCUCUUGGAGCAGUUGUUUGUCCACUUGCUGAAGCUCCGGAAGGGGAGGAGGUUCCCAUAAUAAACUUUGUACCGACAGGAAUCAUACGGUGCAGAAAAUGUCGUACUUAUGUGAAUCCAUAUGUGACGUUCACGGAUAGUGGAAGAAAGUGGCGUUGCAACAUUUGCGCUUUGCUGAAUGAUGUCCCAGGCGAGUAUUUUGCUCAGUUGGAUGCUAGUGGAAGGAGAAUCGAUUUACAUGAGAGGCCCGAGCUUACCAAGGGUAGUGUGGAGUUUGUUGCUCCUACUGAGUACAUGGUGCGACCUCCAAUGCCACCAGUAUACUUCUUCUUGAUUGAUGUAUCAAUUUCUGCUGUGAAAAGUGGGAUGCUUGAGGUUGUGGCUGAAACUAUUAAGUCUUGUUUAGAUAACUUUCCCGCUUCUCCUAGAACACAAAUUGGGUUUAUAACAUUUGACAGCACAAUACAUUUCUACAACAUGAAGUCAAGCUUGACACAGCCCCAAAUGUUGGCAGUUUCUGAUCUUGAUGACAUAUUUGUUCCGUUACCUGAUGACCUUCUUGUGAACUUGUCUGAGUCAAGAACAGUAAUUGAUGCUUUCCUUGAUAGCUUACCCUCAAUGUUUGAGAAUAAUUUCAAUGUGGAGUCUGCUUUGGGUCCUGCUCUUAAAGCCGCUUUUAUGGUUAUGAACCGACUUGGGGGUAAAUUGUUGAUAUUCCAGAGCACUCUUCCAUCACUUGGUGUGGGCCGUUUAAGAUUGCGUGGAGAUGAUUUACGCGUUUACGGGACAGACAAAGAAUAUUCGUUGAGAAUAGCAGAAGAUCCUUUCUAUAAACAAAUGGCUGCAGAUUGUACCAAGUACCAGAUAGCUAUAAAUAUAUAUGCUAUCAGUGACAAGUACACUGAUAUAGCCUCCUUAGGAACCCUGGCCAAAUAUACUGGUGGUCAAGUAUAUUACUAUCCAAGUUUCCAAUCAAUCAUUCAUAAGGAGAAAUUGAAGCAUGAGUUAACCAGAGAUCUUACAAGAGAAACUGCAUGGGAAGCUGUCAUGCGCAUAAGAUGCGGGAAAGGUAUUAGGUUCACAUCUUAUCAUGGAAAUUUUAUGCUAAGAUCAACUGAUUUAUUAGCACUUCCUGCUGUGGACUGCGAUAAAGCUUAUGCAAUGCAGCUUUCCCUUGAGGAGGCAUUGCUAACUACUCAAACAGUAUAUUUCCAAGUUGCUUUGCUAUAUACUUCAUCAAGUGGAGAAAGACGAAUCAGAGUCCAUACAGCGGCAAUACCUGUUGUUUCAGAUCUAGGAGAGAUGUAUCGCCAGGCAGAUAUGGGCGCCAUUGUUUCUAUACUUUGUCGGUUAGCAAUAGAGAGAACAUUAACCUAUAAAUUGGAAGAGGCUCGGAACUCGGUACAACAAAUUAUUGUCAAAAUAAUGAAAGAGUACAGAAGUCUCUAUGCGGUCCAGCAUCGGUUAGGAGGCAGGAUGAUAUACCCAGAAUCGCUAAAAUUCUUGUUGAUAUACGGUUUGGCAUGGUACAAGUCAAUACCACUUCGCGGAGGGUAUGUUGAUGUCCAACUGGAUGAACGAUGUGCGACAGGACAUACCAUGAUGACUAUGCCUGUUAGAAAUUUAUUGAAGAUGCUUUAUCCAGAUUUGAUUCGAAUUGAUGAAUAUCUUGUAAAGUCAUCAUCUCCUCACGAGAUUGCUGAGUUCAAACUUACGAGGCUACCACUUACAGCUGAUAGCUUGGACUCGAGAGGGAUUUAUAUAUUUGACGAUGGUUGUCGUUUCAUUCUAUGGUUUGGAAGAAUGGUUUCACCUGACAUCACUAUGAACUUACUCGGAGAUGAUUUUGCUUCCGACCUUUCCAAGGUGGACAUUUGUGAGCGAGAUAAUCCGAUGUCUAGAAAGCUAAUGAAACUAUUGGAGAAGUUAAGGAGCAGUGAAAAAAUAUACUACCAGUUAUGUCAUCUGGUGAGACAAGGCGAACAGCCCAGAGAAGGUUAUCUUCUUUUAUCAAACUUAGUCGAGGACCAAGUUAGUGGUAUGAACGGUUAUGCAGAUUGGAUUGCGCAAAUACAACGACAACUACAAUAAAAAGAAAAUGUAUUGGUAUAAUAAAGAUAGGAACUUGUCUUUUUUCUUUUUAAUUGCCCUGACAAGAUGAUAUCUGUCUGUCUGUUCCCUCGAGGGGUCGGUUCUUGGUUUGGGCGAUGAUGGACUUGUUUCGAUCGAGGGGAUUAUUUUAAAGUAAAAACAGUUGUAAGGGUCUUUCAAUAUUGAUUUUUUUUUGUUCCAUCAGGUUGUUACAUGAUUUGUUUGAAGCAAGGAAUAUAUAAAGCUUCGGUUUCUCUCUUCUAAAGAACACCUAGAUAUUAUAUCUUAGUUGUUACAAGACUUUGUUCAUAAUUUAGUUUGUUUUCAGGUUCAAUUGUUA